This is a messenger RNA of Lytechinus pictus (painted urchin), 429 nucleotides long. RefSeq lists its product as uncharacterized. The record is from RefSeq and is a predicted model, not a curated record. Lineage: Eukaryota; Metazoa; Echinodermata; Echinoidea; Temnopleuroida; Toxopneustidae. Gene Ontology annotation, molecular function: GTP binding; structural constituent of cytoskeleton. Bases 1 to 429 code for a protein of 142 amino acids. Gene Ontology annotation, cellular component: cytoplasm; microtubule. The transcript has 3 exons. Gene Ontology annotation, biological process: microtubule cytoskeleton organization; mitotic cell cycle.
AUGGCUGGCUUAGAUAAUCAGUACAAUGAUUCUCAACGUGAAUGUCUCUCCCUUCAUCUCGGCCAAGCCGGUGUCCAGAUGGGCAAUGCUUGUUGGGAGUUAUUUUGUCUUGAACAUGGCAUCCAGCCUGAUGGUCAGAUGCCCUCAGACAAGACCAUCGGAGGUGGUGAUGACUCCUUCAACACCUUCUUCAGUGAGACUGGAGCUGGCAAACAUAUACCAAGAGCAGUUUAUGUGGAUCUAGAGCCUACAGUCAUUGAUGAAGUUCGAACCGGUACUUACCGUCAACUUUUCGGUCCCGAACAACUAAUAACCGGUAAGGAAGAUGCUGCCAACAACUACGCCCGUGGUCAUUACACGGUCGGCAAGGAGAUCAUUGACCUCGUCCUCGACAGGGUUAGGAAGCUGGUAUGUAUCGAUAAGCGCUGA